UAUAUGUUUUCAGUUCCCCCUCAUCGCAUACUUUCACUCUUUCUCAUUUUUACCUCCAUUUAUCCCUGACAAUCAACACAAGACCGCGGCGCUGCUUUCAAAAUGAUUACCAAACUAGACAGUGUACUAUUACCAAAGAAAAAGUUUAUUUACCAUUAUAAGAACUUGCGCUGGGCGAAGGGUCGACACGAGACGUACCUGUGCUUUGUAAUAAAGAGACGAGUGGGGCCAGACUCUCUGUCCUUUGACUUUGGACACCUUCGUAACCGCAAUGGCUGCCACGUGGAGAUCCUGUUCCUGCGUUACCUGAGUGCGCUGUGCCCUGGUCUUUGGGGCCUAGGAGAUUCUGAGGAGAGCAAAAGACUCAGUUACUCCAUCACCUGGUUCUGCUCUUGGUCUCCUUGUGUCAACUGCUCCAUCAAACUCUCACAGUUCCUCACAAAAACUCCAAACCUGCGUCUCAGGAUCUUCGUCUCACGGCUUUACUUCUGUGACCUGGAGGAGAGUAGAGAGCGAGAAGGUCUGAGGAUGCUGAAGAGGGCUGGAGUGCAGAUAACAGUCAUGAAAUAUAAAGACUACUUUUACUGCUGGCAAACAUUUGUGGCUCGAAACCAGACGGGCUUCAAGGCCUGGGAAGGUCUUCACCAAAACUCGGUACGUCUGACCAGGAAACUGACCCGCAUCCUUCAACCGUGCGAGACUGAGGAUUUAAGAGACGCCUUCAGACUUCUUGGGCUGUUGUGACAUAAAACCAGACCACUACAAUUUCUGGAUUAUGUUUUCAGCUCAACUUAGUCCCAACUCUUCACCUGAGAAUGAGAAACCUGAGAAAAGCUAUAACAGCGAACUAAUACUAGUUAUUCAGUCCAAUUUAAGUCACUUUUGUAGCAUUAUUCAGUACAUACC
This is a messenger RNA of Boleophthalmus pectinirostris (great blue-spotted mudskipper), 906 nucleotides long. RefSeq names its product activation-induced cytidine deaminase (gene aicda). Bases 103 to 744 code for a protein of 213 amino acids. The record is from RefSeq and is a predicted model, not a curated record. Gene Ontology annotation, molecular function: cytidine deaminase activity; RNA binding; zinc ion binding. The transcript has 5 exons. Gene Ontology annotation, cellular component: cytoplasm; nucleus. Gene Ontology annotation, biological process: cytidine to uridine editing. Lineage: Eukaryota; Metazoa; Chordata; Actinopteri; Gobiiformes; Gobiidae.